AUGUUCGGGAAAACAGACAAAAUGGACGUCCGGUGCCACUCGGACACCGAGGCCGCCAGGGUAUCGAAGAACGCGCACAAGGAGAGCCGAGAGAUCAAGGGCGCCGAGGGGAGCCUUCCCGCUGCCUUCCUCAAGGAGCCGCAGGGCGCCUUUUCGGCGUCUGGCGCUUCCGAAGAUUGUAACAAAAGUAAAUCCAAUUCCUCAGCAGACCCAGAUUACUGCCGCCGGAUCCUAGUCCGAGAUGCCAAGGGGUCUAUCCGAGAAAUCAUCCUGCCCAAGGGCUUGGACCUGGACCGGCCCAAGAGGACACGCACAUCCUUCACCGCGGAGCAGCUCUACAGACUGGAGAUGGAGUUCCAGCGUUGCCAAUAUGUAGUGGGCCGCGAGAGAACCGAGCUGGCUCGGCAGCUCAAUCUUUCUGAAACCCAGGUGAAGGUCUGGUUCCAGAAUCGGCGGACCAAGCAGAAGAAGGACCAGGGUAAAGACUCGGAGCUGCGCUCGGUGGUGUCGGAGACCGCCGCCACGUGCAGCGUGCUGCGGCUGUUGGAGCAAGGCCGCCUGUUGUCGCCUCCGGGGCUGCCCGCCUUGCUGCCGCCCUGUGCUACAGGAGCUCUGGGCUCCGCGUUGCGUGGGCCCAGCCUCCCGGCCCUGGGUGCAGGCGCUGCUGCGGGCUCCGCCGCUGCGGCCGCCGCCGCCGCCGCCACUGCCCCGGGUCCGGCGGGCGCGGCGUCCCAGCAUCCGCCAGCCGUGGGCGGCGCUCCGGGCCCCGGGCCUGCAGGGCCGGGGGGACUGCACGCGGGAGCACCGACAGCCAGCCACGGUCUCUUCAGCCUGCCGGUGCCGUCGCUGCUAGGCUCUGUCGCCAGCCGCCUGUCCUCCGCCCCGUUGACGAUGGCUGGUUCGCUAGCCGGGAAUUUGCAAGAACUCUCAGCCCGUUACCUGAGCUCCUCGGCCUUCGAGCCUUACUCCCGGACCAACAAUAAAGAAGGGGCCGAGAAAAAAGCGCUGGACUGAUUUUAAGUGUUACCCUGUAUUUAUAUUUAUAACAUCUCUUGUGGUGGUAUUUAUGGACUCGCGCGCGUUAGGCGCCCAGUGCUCUUGCACUGGCCUUCCUGGCCCCCACCAAGCCUCUGACUGCCCCCCUGACCCCCACCCCACCCCGGCACAGACUAUUGGUUUCAACUCACUCGGGCUGUUUUGUUCUCUCUACUUUUCCUCCCUUCCUCCAACCCCGGCUUCUUUCUGAAUCCAGGAAUGAUCCAAAGAAUUGGGGAGAAAUACCCGAAUUAGCCAACCCCCACCCUGCUAGCCAGGGAAGGAACAGACUGAGCCUAAGUCCAGGCCCCGACACCUGCUCUGGAUAGGGGCGCUGCACAGUGCUCCUAUGAAUAUUCGAAAGAGGAACUAUGUUCGCAGGGCGCCAGGGACUGAAAAGGCUUCUUGGGUUUUUUUUAGACCCCAAAAGAAGGGCCCAUCCCCUAUUGUCAGAGAAAUCAGGGCUUUGGGAGAGUUCCUGGUCCCGAUUUUUAGACCUCUCAGGAUAAUUGGUGCAUACUCAGCUCCUGUCCAGAACAGAGCUGAUGAGUUUUAUUUCUUUUAGGAAAACUAUCACAGGCGCCCCGACCCUGAGAAACGAUCCAGCAGACGUCCUGUUAGACAAAGGUGGUGAUAAAUUUGAUCCAGCAGCAAUAAAGCAAAAGUCAUUGCUACAUAAAACCGGAUGAAGUGUUACCUGUUUUUAAACACUCAAACAGUUGAGUUUGAAAGAUGUACGAAAUUCGGACUAGAGAACGCACCAUGGAACGUGCGAAAUUAAAAUCCUGAGCGCUGUGACUUUAGAUAGGAAUUUAAAGAGGAAACGGAAGGAAAAGCCAAUGACAGAAGCUUGAGAAUCUUCUUUUCAGGGCGGUGGCCCACGGCUUCCUGCUCCUCCCAGGAGAGUGCGCGGUGGCUAGUGUCAGUCUCCUGUCCUGGGAAUUCUUUUUAGAGGCUCCCAGAAGCAAAGCUACAGAAUAGCGGGGGUUGGAACUAAAUCAACACCCAUUAUAUUUGCUUCAUCUUCUAAACUCCGAUAUCUACAAAGGCUUUUCACCAAGCAGGAAGGGCCGGGACUUUUUGAUCAGCUGCUUUCUGAAGGACAGGUUGGGUGCCCGGCUUGGCCUUCACCGUUCCUAGUUUCUUGGUGC
Molecule: messenger RNA, 2186 nt
Organism: Rattus rattus (black rat)
Lineage: Eukaryota; Metazoa; Chordata; Mammalia; Rodentia; Muridae
Gene: Vax1
Product: ventral anterior homeobox 1
Exons: 3
Coding region: 1-1014 (337 amino acids)
Biological process (GO): central nervous system development; brain development; neuron differentiation
Molecular function (GO): DNA binding; DNA-binding transcription factor activity, RNA polymerase II-specific
Source: RefSeq, a predicted model, not a curated record